AUGAAUAAAACUGGAACAGGUUUUAAGACACUUAAAUUAAGAUCAUCUCAUUCUUUUCGUCCAUAGAGUGCUUAUUAAGAAUAAAUAGUGAGUAUAAUUCCAUAUGAAAUGAGUGAAUAAGCAUAUUAAACUUCACUUAAGAUGGAUCUAUUAAAUAUUGAAGAUGAAAUCUCAAAACUAAAUAAAUUGGGUAUUCAAUAAUCUAGAUUGAGUUCAACACAUACUUAAAAAAUAAAAUAAUGGAUUUCAAAUAUUAAAAUGAAUGAUAAAUGUUUAGAUCCUUAAAGAGUUAUUCAAAUUUGUAAUUGUUCUGAUGCAAAUGAGACUGUAAUUAAAUUGUACAAUAUGAUAUAAAAUUUUGACUUCUAUGUCAAUAAAAUAACAGAACUUUAAUGUAUACAUUAUUUAUAAUACGAAUAAUGUUUUACUAAUUUCUAAUCAAAUUAUUUCUAAAAAAUAGCAUCUUAAGGAAUAUUACCAAAUAGAUUUUUAAUGAGUCUUUUGAAUUUAGAAAUUAUUGAAUAUUUAGUUUAGAAAAAAGGAGAUAUGAAUCAAUCAAAUGGUGAAAAUAUUUUACAAAAAAAAUUGUAUGAUUUAAAAGAUGAGAAUAUUAAACUAUUGAAUGAAAUCAAAUCGUUAUAAAGUUAAUGCAAAAAAUUAUAAGAUUAAUUAUCAAAUUCAACUACUUUAAGUUAAAGUUAAUUGAGUCAUAUUACAGUUGAAUUACCUCCUAAUCCUGCAUCUUAUUAUAAUAAAAUAAUUGAUGAAGUCAAAGAUAGUUAUUAGAAUCUUAUUACUAUGUUAAGAGAUGUAAAUAUUUUUAAAUUAUUAUAUAGGAAAAUCUAUAGUUUGGAUUGAAAUUAAGUGAAGUUCAAUAAAAAUAUACUAAUGCUAGUAAUGAAAUCAUAGAAUUAAAUAAAAAAGUUGAUAAUAUGAAGAAUCAGAAAGUGAGAUAAAAUUUAUAUAAUAUAGGAUGACUUAUAUAAAAGAUUUGUGGCUAAAUACAAAACUACAGAAGAGUUUGAAUAAUCUUAUGAAGCUGCUUUAAAGGAAGAAUAUUCUUCUAUGGAAAUAUCAUUCAAAUAAAAAAUCUAAUAGNAAGGUAAAUUUUUAAUAUAAUAUAAAUUUAGGGUAUUAGACCAGCUAUCAAUGUCGGUUUGUCUGUGUCAAGAGUCGGUUCAGCUGCUUAAAUUAAAGCAAUGAAGACAGUUGCUGGUAGACUUAAGUUAGAAUUGGCUUAAUACAGAGAAGUAGCUGCAUUUGCUUAAUUUGGUUCAGAUUUAGAUGCAGCCACAUAAUAAUUAUUAAAUAGAGGUGCCUAAUUAACUGAAUUACUUAAAUAAAAAUAAUACGUAAAUUUUAAUAUGAAUACAAUUUUAGGUACCAAUGUGUGCUGAAGAAUAAGUUUGUGUUAUUUAUGCUGGUGUUAGAGGAUUUUUGGAUAAAGUAUAAACUUCAGAAAUUGCAAAAUUCGAAGAGAAAUUCCUCACUCAUCUCAGAACUAAUUUCCCAGCUAUGUUAGAAAGAAUUAGAAGGUAUUUAUUAUAAUAAUAUCUUUAGUACUGGUGAAUUAAGCAAAUAAGAUGAUGCUGAAUUGAAGAGUAUCUUAGAAGUCUUCAUUCCUGAAGCCGGUCUUGCUAUGAAAUAAUGAU
This is a messenger RNA of Paramecium pentaurelia, 1652 nucleotides long. NCBI's taxonomy places the organism in Eukaryota, Ciliophora, Oligohymenophorea, Peniculida, Parameciidae. The record is from the annotation of a GenBank genome assembly.